AUGCCAUCUACACCGCCCUCGCCAGCAGAGCGACCAGACACCGCCUCCGGCGCACCAGCCAACGGCUCGGCGCGCAGCCGCAAGCGCCGCAUAGUGCACACAUGCAGCCGCUGCGUACGCCUCAAGCUCAAAUGUAACCACGAGCAGCCGUGCAGCGCGUGUGCCAAGAGCAACGGCGCCGAGCCAUCUCCGCGCAACGAGAGCGACGCCGAGGAGCUCCCUCGGCCAGUCAAGCGCGCGCGCGCCGUGCUCGUCUGCUCGAGAUGCAAGCGCCUCAAGCUGAAAUGCGACCAGGCGACGCCUUGCGCCUCGUGUAUCCGUGGGAGAGUGGGCCACGACUGCGCAUACCACAACUGGCCAACAGAACAGCCUGCCAUCCCUGGCCCGGCGAGCGACCCGAGCCACGCGAGCGCCGAGCUCUUGCCGGAUGCGAGUGUGUCGAGCGUAGGCGUGGGUGAGGGUACGGGCGUGAACGGCUCAAUGCUGGACUCGCGCCUCGCGCAGAUCGAGAAGAAGCUGGAGCGCCUCGCGACCCCGACUCGGACUAUCUCCCAGCCCCUCGCUGCCGCGACCUUUGAAGAGCUAGUGACUUUCUUCCCCGCGGCCGAGGAGUGCCGUCGCCUUGUCGACACGUUCCUGCAAUUCGACCUCAUGUUCCGAACCGUCAUUGCGCAGCACUUUAAUGACCAGGCCGAGAGCGUCAUCAAGCGCCUGCCCCACGUCCAUCAGUCCGAGGCACCGUUCCUCGCCAUGCUGACGGCUGCGCUCGUGAUCGGCACCGAGGCGGCGCCGAAGGACGACUCGCCGGACUACAGGCUGCUCCUGACCCAGUGGAUGACGUAUUGCGAGGACAACGCCCUCUUCACGCUCGACUAUGUCAACGCGGCAGGGCUCGUGAUGAGCACCAACAUGUUUGGCAAGACGGCGUCGCCGUCGUCGUGCUGGCUGGCAACGAUGAAGGCGUAUGGCGCGGCACUGCUGGUGCGCAUACAGCAUGACCAGCCGGGUGAGACGCUCUUCCAGCGGGAACGGCGACGGCGAAUCUGGUGGCAGAUCAAGAUGGGCAGGCAGUUCCUGUCCGCACGAAUGAAGAUCGACCUCGAUCCCGAACUGCACGAUGUCCCAGUACCACUGGUAGUGAGCGACCGCGCGCUCUUAUCCCCGACACCCGAGCUCGAGGUCGGCAUGCCAGAGUGGGCAUAUGUCGACAACAAGAUCACGCUCACGACGUCUUACCUCAUCCCAAAGUCGGCCAUCCUCGCGCAACGCGACCGCCCACCACUCGAGCGCCUCAUGGAGUGUCAGCGCCUACUGGACAAUUACGCUGCCCAGAUCCCGUCCUACCUCGUGCUCUCGUUCUCGCCCACGCCGAACCCCGACCUCCCGCCAUGGAUGUACAUGCAGUCAUGUGUCGUCGCCGUCGGGCUGGCCGAGUCGACGUGCCUGCUGUACCAGCCCUACUUUGGCACCGACAUCCACAGCAUUGUGCUCCCUCCAGCAGUCGAGGCGGCGCACAAGCUCAUCGCGGCCGCCAAGGCCAUGUCGACGUUCCUCCUCUUCACGUGGGUCGACAACAUGGCCACGUCGCUGUGGACUGGCAGCGCAAAGGUGUUCACCGGGGCAAUGGUCAUCGCCUACGCGCUCUUUUCGGAGCCAAAUAACCCCGACGCAGCAGCACAGAUGGCGUCGCUCGACACGGCAAUGGGCGUGCUCCGCGCCAUGUGCACCAAGGCGGGCACGUCGCCGUCGACGCACAAGGCCAUCAGCACGCUCGAGGGGCUGCGCUCUGCAAUCCGCGGCAACAAGCCGCCCGAGACGCCAAAUGUCAUGGACCCGUAUUCUGGCGAGUCGAUGAUGCUGCCGUCUGCCGUGCCGCUCGACCUGCUCAGCGACUUUGUCGAGUGGGAGUCGUUGUUCAAGGACUUAUUCAACGGGCAGGUGCCGAACCAAUCAUUUGUUUAG
Molecule: messenger RNA, 1962 nt
Organism: Vanrija pseudolonga
Lineage: Eukaryota; Fungi; Basidiomycota; Tremellomycetes; Trichosporonales; Trichosporonaceae
Exons: 4
Coding region: 1-1962 (653 amino acids)
Biological process (GO): regulation of DNA-templated transcription
Molecular function (GO): DNA-binding transcription factor activity, RNA polymerase II-specific; zinc ion binding
Source: RefSeq, a predicted model, not a curated record